GCGUAGGGCCCGUGGGGGUGGGGCCAGGCGAGGGGAGGUGCGGGAGGCGGAAGCGGCCGGCUGGCUGCGCCCGGCGCGCUUCGCCUACUUUCGGGUGGGCUCCUCCUCUGGCCCGGCGACCUCCCGGCCUGGCAGCCUAGAGAGGUCCAUCUCGAUCCGGAGCUCAACUUUCAAAAGAAGACUCCCCGCACGACUCUUUCGGGGAGUUCUUCAGCCCCUCACCUCCAUGGGCCAGACGGCCCUGGCGGGGGGCGGCAGCACCCCCACCUCACAGGCCCCGUACCCUGACCUCUCUUGUCCUGAGGGCUUGGACGAGCUGCUCUCUGCGCCCCAUCCUGACCUGGGUGCCCAGCGGCGCCACGGCUGGAACCCCAAGGACUGCUCAGAGAACAUCGUGGUCAAGGAGGGGGGGUUGUGCUUUGAGCGGCGGCCCGUGGCCCAGAGUACUGAUGGGGCCCGGGGCAAGACAGGCUACUCGAGGGGCCUGCACGCCUGGGAGAUCAGCUGGCCCCCUGAGCAGAGGGGCACCCACGCCGUGGUGGGCGUGGCCACGGCCCUAGCUCCGCUGCAGGCUGACCACUAUUCGGCGCUGCUGGGCAGCAACAGCGAGUCGUGGGGCUGGGACAUUGGGCGUGGGAAGCUGUACCAUCACAGCAAGGGGUCCGGGGCCCCCCAGUAUCCAGCCGGACCUCAGGGUGAGCAGCUGGAGGUGCCAGAGAGGCUGCUGGUGGUUCUGGAUAUGGAGGAGGGAACUUUGGGCUACGCUAUUGGGGGCAACUACCUGGGGCCAGCCUUCCAUGGACUGAAGGGCAGGACCCUCUAUCCGGCAGUAAGCGCUGUCUGGGGCCAGUGCCAGGUCCGCAUCAGCUACCUGGGCGAGAGGAGAGCGGAGCCACACUCCCUUCUGCACCUCAGCCGACUGUGUGUCCGCCAUGUCCUGGGGAAUACCCGGCUCCGCCAGGUAUCUGCUCUGCCCUUGCCCCCUGCCGUGAAGCGCUACCUGCUCUACCAGUGACCCUGUGGUACCACAGCAUGUGCUGGCGCCUUGCCACCACCCCUCCGCUGGUCGGGCGGGAGGAGGCACUGCUGGCCUAGACCAGCUACUUAAAGCUGGUGAGGCAGAGCUGGGCCCUUACCCCAGCCCGAGCUCUGGGGAGCUCAACAGCCGCAAAGCCACCUGGAGGGGUGGAAAGGAGCUGUAACUCAAGGUUGUGGCAGCCUGGCAGGCAAGAUGUUUUUUCAAGUAAAAAUGGUAAGAGAUG
Molecule: messenger RNA, 1262 nt
Organism: Manis pentadactyla (Chinese pangolin)
Lineage: Eukaryota; Metazoa; Chordata; Mammalia; Pholidota; Manidae
Gene: SPSB2
Product: splA/ryanodine receptor domain and SOCS box containing 2
Exons: 3
Coding region: 227-1015 (262 amino acids)
Biological process (GO): proteasome-mediated ubiquitin-dependent protein catabolic process; intracellular signal transduction
Cellular component (GO): SCF ubiquitin ligase complex
Molecular function (GO): protein binding
Source: RefSeq, a predicted model, not a curated record